CCGAUCCCGGAAGUGUGAGGCAGCAGCGAGAGGGAGCCUCAGCGUUCGGAAGGACGGCGUAGGGAAAACAGCGAGGAUGAAUAUCCUCCCGAAAAAGUCAUGGCACGUACGGAACAAGGACAACGUGGCCCGCGUGAGGCGGGACGAAGCGGAGGCCGAGGAGCAGCGGAGGAAGAAAGAGGCCCGAGUCCUGCUCGCGGAACAGGAGGCUCGAACCGAUUUCCUGCGCAAGAAAGCACGCCUCUCAGCCCCAGGAAGUCAUGACAAAGACUCAGAGCUGGUCCCUUUAAGCUUGGAAACACCCACAGGCCAUCUCAACCUAUUUCAAGAGUUGCAGGAGAGUGGUAACAAAGAAUAUGAGGAAGAGAAGAGAAAAGAAAAGGAGCGACAGGAAAAAGCUCUGGGCAUCCUCACGUACUUGGGCCAGAGCGCAGCAGAGGCCCAGACCAAUCGUCCUUGGUAUCAGGAGGCGCCUGAACGUGACAAAGCUGUUGUCAAGGAUGAGAAGCUGAAAGGAAAGCUGGACCCUCUUUUGGAAAUGGAGAAGCACUUGCGGAAGAAGAAAGGUUCCCACAAGAAAGAAGGAAAGAAAGAAAAAGAGGAACGUAGGGGGAAAGAGAAGGGAAACCUGGCUGUCAGGCCUACAUCUUCAUCUGCAUCAUCCCCUUUGGAGCAGCUCCGUCAGGAACGGUUGCGCCGUGAGAAGGCAGAGCGAGCGCGUGCCGAGUCUCUUUUGGCCCAGAGAGCAGGAACGCUCCAGCCCCAGGAAGCAGAAGAGGAGCAGGAUGACAGGAAACGUGGUUACAACUCCCAAUUCCACCCUCAGCUGGCAAGGAAGAGGGUCUGGGAACCACAGUGAGGUCGUCUGUCCCAGCUGUUAUCAGCGAGAUAAUCGCAAGGCAGUUUGUUGGGGAAAGGCUGCGUUUUUCCUUCUUGUAAGCUAUAGUAUGAAGAAAAAUGGAAACAUUAAAUCAUUUUUUUCUUCUGGAUAGCCUUUUGUGCUGGCUCUUGCAACAUACCACAUGGACACAUCAUCUGCAGGAGAGAGACUGGUGGGUUUUCUCACCUUAUCAACUCUAUAGAAAUGCAGUUUUAAUGUGGAUCUUUUAUAUAAAUAUUUGUAUUUGUUGAAUUUUUGCAAUGUUUGUGUUUUUUAAUUGUUGUUAUUACAUGCCAGGGAUGAUCUGCUCAGAGUAUUGUAUUGCUCCAUAACUGGCAUUUCAAAUAUGGAUUCCAACUUGGGUGACAAAUAUAAUAGGUGCAUAAUUAAUGGUUUUGAAUUUGAUUGUGCAGGUGAAGGAAACUCCCCCCAAAGGAUCCCACCAUUUCCUCUCCAUUUACCAGGUCCUCAGCAUUUGUUAAGAUCAGAUCCAUAAUAGAUGAUUGCUCUGUUGCUUCUUCCACCUUCUGGACAGUAAAAUUAUUUGCAAGAAAAGUGAGGAAUUUGUUGGACUUUGUCAGGAAAUAAAGCCCGACUGCUCAUUGGAGGGAAGGACAUUAGAGGCAAAGAUAAAGUACUUUGGUCACAUAAUGAGAAGACAGGAAAGCUUAGAGAAGUCAAUGAUGCUGGGGAAAAUGGACUCUGAAGGAGCUGGGGGUGGUGACGGCCAACAGCUCUGGCGCAGGCUGGUCCAUGAGGGCACUAAGAGUCGGAAGCGACUGAACGAAUAAACAAUUUAUGGCAGAGUUUGUUUUCCAACGCAUAUCAGAAUAGUUGAAAUCUCCCAUUAAUACUAUGUCUUUUCUUUCUGUAUGUUUGCUCAUCUGUUCAAGGAAGGCUUUAUCCAGGUUCUCAGUUUGGCUUGGAGGUCUGUAGUAGACCCCCACAACAUCUUUUACAGUUCUCGCUCCCUUAAUUCUUAUCCAGAUACUCUUAACCUGUCAGGAUUGAAGUCCUGUAUCUCUUCACAGGUGUAAACAUGCUUAACAUUUAAUGCUACCCCUCCAUUACUACAUUCCAAUUAUAGGACUCAUCCCACCAAGUUUCAGUGAUGCCUAUUACAUCAUAACUGUUUUGUUGUGCUAAGAGUCCCAAUUCAUCUUGUUUAUUCCCCUUAGCUGGUUAUUUUGAGAUUACUGUCCCCUCAUUGCUUGGUACUUGUUCUGUUUAUCAAACGCUCUCUUGAAUCUUUGGGCUCAAAGACCAAAUUGUUCAAAUAAAAAUCCUUUCUAAAUUUCCCAUUAUCUGGAGUUCCAGCAUAGGGCUUGUAUAUUUCAAAGAGAUCAGACAAAUUUCUAGAAUUCACAAAAAAAUAAUGAUUUUGUGCGGCCAAUAGACCAAAUGGCAUUUCUUGUCAGAAAUAUUAAAAAUUAACUGGGUAUUUUUGAUGGCAAAAGUGUGAGUCUAGCACUGAAAGUUAGUAGGCCAAAGCUAGCAUCACCCUAAGGAGAGUGAGUAGGCUGAAGCCCGUUUGUGUUAGUUUGCCUCAGUGAGGGAACACCUCAGUCUGUGUGAGGAGGCUUCUCUGCAUGGCUGGUCUCACAGUAUGCGGAAGGCGUGAUAUGAGAAAGCCAUGUGUGAGAAAAGCCUCAUGAGAGAAAGCUCCAGUGUGAAGGCUGCUGUGUGUAAAGCUACUAUGUAUUUGUUUAUUUCUGUUAUGGAAACCUAGUUAUUGUAAAUAGUACAACCAUAUUAUUUUACUAUAAAGAAAACUCUCCUAUGGAUGAGAUAA
Messenger RNA from Anolis sagrei ordinatus, 2672 nucleotides. RefSeq names its product leukocyte receptor cluster member 1 (gene LENG1). NCBI's taxonomy places the organism in Eukaryota, Metazoa, Chordata, Lepidosauria, Squamata, Anolidae. The record is from RefSeq and is a predicted model, not a curated record.